Gamsiella multidivaricata is the source of this 1518-nucleotide messenger RNA. Its product is annotated as male sterility protein-domain-containing protein. The record is from RefSeq and is a predicted model, not a curated record. Gene Ontology annotation, molecular function: alcohol-forming very long-chain fatty acyl-CoA reductase (NADP+) activity. The transcript is spliced from 4 exons. Gene Ontology annotation, biological process: long-chain fatty-acyl-CoA metabolic process. Gene Ontology annotation, cellular component: intracellular membrane-bounded organelle. Lineage: Eukaryota; Fungi; Mortierellomycota; Mortierellomycetes; Mortierellales; Mortierellaceae. The coding region runs from base 1 to 1518 and encodes 505 amino acids.
AUGUCGCAUCAUCGCUACAAGUUCGGGCCCACCAAGGCCAGGGAGUUCUAUACCGAAAACAAUGUCAUCUUCCUGACAGGAGCAACCGGGUUUGUCGGCAAGACCAUUCUUGAAAAGUUGCUACGUUCAUUCCCUCAGAUCACGAAGGUGUACUUGUUGGUUAGGAUAUCAGGCACAAAGACUCUGCAGGACCGUGUCGAGACCGAUAUAUUUGGUAGCCACAUCUUUGACACGCUAAAGGCUCAGUUCUCGAGCCCACGAGAGUUCCAUGACCGGAUCGUAAAGAAGAUUGUACCUGUCAAGGGUGACAUCACGAUCAACAUGUUGGGCCUCUCGGGCGAGGAUCUGGCCAUGAUUCGCGAGGAUGUAGCCGUGGUGAUUAACAGCGCAGCUUCAGUCAGCUUCGACGAUCCCCUAAAUAAUGCCCUUGAGAUGAAUACAAAGGGACCCUUCCGUACGUUUGAUGUCGCCAAGGAUGCCAAGCGACUCGCAGCAUUCGUCCACAUCUCAACCUGCUAUGUAAAUGCACCCAUGAUUGGCGCCCAUAUCGAUGAAACCAUCUACCCUCACCCCUUUGGCGAACCCGAGGCCAUCUAUGAGAUGUUGACAAAGAUGUCGUACGAGGAGAUUCGUAACUACGAGCGGUCCGUAGUCCUGAAGGCCUACCCCAACACCUACACGUUCUCGAAGAGCCUCACAGAGCAUUUGAUCCAGAAGCGGUACAAGAGUAUGGGCUUGCCCAUCGUCAUUGUCCGUCCUUCAAUUGUCACAGCGGCCCAGAAGGAGCCCGUGCCUGGAUGGGUCGAGGGUGUUGCUGCUGCCAACAAGGCUGUCGUAUCCUGUGCACUUGGCCAAGUGCAGGAGUGGAUAGGGUCCCAGGCCGCCAGGACAGAUCUUAUUCCUGUUGACAUUGUUUCCAAAGUAAUUCUCCUUGCUGCUACGACCGCGGACAGCACAUUGACCACGCCACCUAUUUACCACGUUGGCACCAGCUGCAUCAACCCCAUAACCUGGGGUCUCUUUGGCAUCUACCUGGUCAAAUACUGGAGCGCAGUUGAGAAGCCCCGCCGCCGCAUCUCGGAUGACAUUCGGUUUGAGAUGUAUCAACCUGCUGAGUUCAAGCGACGCUUCGACAGCCGCUUUGGAGAACAGAUCCGCACCCUUGCACAACAUAAGGACGGCAAGAGACUGAAGGUCCGCAUCUCCAAGGCCAUGGCUGUACCUAUGACUUUUAAGACCUUUGCUCUGAACGAGUGGUUCUUCGAUGUGGUCAAUACCCUGGCCCUGGAUGACGCAGCGCCCGCAGAGCUCAAGAGUGGACUGAGGAGGGGUAUGGACUGGCAUCGAUACAUGGAGGAUUACAAUGCGGGUGUGCACGCCUUUAUUUUGAGAGAGAAAGUCAAUCGUUCUAUCGUAAUUGAUUCUUCCGUAAAAACUUGGAAGAGUGUUCUGCCCUUGGAGCAGAAGAAGAAAGAAGGGGAGAGGCUAGAGAAACCAGAGAUUGCUGCUCGACUCUGA